This is a messenger RNA of Owenia fusiformis, 378 nucleotides long. The record is from the annotation of a GenBank genome assembly. Lineage: Eukaryota; Metazoa; Annelida; Polychaeta; Sabellida; Oweniidae.
UGGAAUGACUCACCACUCCCCUUAUGUGUUGAAGAAGGAAGACUGAUAGGUCAUUUUACAUCUUCCAUAGCUGGAGUGUAUACUAUGCCAGGGCAGACCAGAGGAGUAAACCAGGUUACAUGGAGAGAUGAGUCUCUAGACCACCCUUUACCCCGUAGAGUAAUCGAAGAUGAACCAUGUAUACUGGAUGUGAAAUCUGAAGAUGAAAUGCGAGGAGCAGCUCUUGAGAGUCGAGCAUCAGAUGCUCAUCAGGAGAUAAAGCUCCCAGACUAUUUGCAAGAUUUGAUGAAGAGAAGCACUGGAGGAUUGCAGGAACAUCAGAAGGAAGCAGUGAAGAGACUUCUUUACUCUUACCAAGAUGUGUUUGCUGCUUCUGAC